GCGAGUUAGCAAACUUUUUUAUAUAUAGAAAUAUAAUCCGGGAAUCUAAUUUUGUGACGAAUUUUGACGUGAUUUUAAUAAUAACGUAAUAUUUCACCCCUUUCUCUUUUCAUUCUUUUCCUUUUCCCCUUUUUAAUCUUGGUUGUGAUUUUUGGGGGGAGGAGGGGCUCCACGGCCCUCAAUCACCACCAUCUGUACGCCAGUGUUGACAAGUCAACUUUGUUAUAGAACAAGUUUUAAGUCGCCAUCAAAACAUUUUUUAUCUAAGUCUAUCGGAAAGAUGGCGUAUUUCGCCAUACAUGUCGACAUCAUAAAGCUAUUUAGACUAGGCCCCAAUUGACAUGGCAAAAACAAAUAUCUUACCAUUUCGACAAAAUAGGACCUUUAGGUUAACAGGGAAAGAUGAAUAUAUCUUAUUCUCUUCAAGACAGGAUGCUAUUCUAAAGCUUCCGUAGAUAUGGGUGCUCAUGGAUAAAAUUCGAUUAAAAAAAACCGGGGAACUAGAUAUCGGAGUGAUUUCAUUUCACAACUUUGAAUGAGGGGGCGCUUUGAUGCUCGAUUUCAUGUUUAUAGUGGAACGGAUUUUGAAGAAAACCAGAGAAUUGGAAAAUGUAUAAAAUAACGAGUUGUUCUUGGGGAAGGCAUCAAUAUCGAUUCCAUCUCACCAAGAUAGUCGAGAAGAGCAGUAAGUUCACAACCACUGUUUAUACAGAAACAACAUUUCGAGGCUUCAAAGUCAAUUCUACUCCAAUAGAUAGAGAAACGACAGAACAUCUCAAAAUGGCGUCCAAAAUCACCAUCAUUGCUCUGCUCGUGGUCGUUGCUGUCGUCGCCACAUCAGCUUUCGAUUUCAAUGACUUCGAGAAGAGGCAAGCUGAAAUGGAAUUGGAUGAUGCCGUGGAUCUCGUCAGUCAACACAUGACUGAUAAACGAGGAAGGAGGUUUUCAGUAUGCACCCAUCCACAUGGGUUCACAUGCUGGUGUGACAAGAAAUUUGAAGGUUCGGACAAAUACUACCGCGUCUGUGAUUUCGCCGCGGGAGGACCAAUCAAUGGACGAUAGAGUCGAGACAAGCGAUUUGAAAAAGGGGAAUGUCUUGAAGUUUAAAGCUAAACUGAAUUUAUCCGCCCAUUACCGAUAUUAAUUCAUGCAUGACUCCAUAAAUAAUUCUUUGUAGCUCGUGAUUGUUUUGACGGUUAAUUUAUAGUAAAACCUGGCUAAUAAUCAUUUAUAAUUUUGAAUAGUUUUGCAAAAAGUUUUUUUUUUCUGUGUUGCAGUAAUUGUAGGUUAUUAUCCGAGUCGUAGUAAUAUUUUUAAUCAGCAUGGUUUUUAUGUUUGUUAUGUCAAAGAUUGUCAUGGUUUUAUCGUAUUGCCUUUUGGAGUUGCCUUUUUUCAAAGUUUAAGAUAACUUGAUUAAUUCAAUUAUGUGCCUGAUAAUUUAUCCACUUACUUUAUUUGUUUGCAUUACCCGAGUAUAAAUUCCAUUAAGAAUUAUUGUGAAAUACUUUUCUCAAAUGAUGGUGAUGAUGAUUACUGUGAUAUCGUAAAUUAUCUUGAAAUGUGGA
Lytechinus pictus (painted urchin) is the source of this 1565-nucleotide messenger RNA. RefSeq lists its product as uncharacterized. The transcript has 3 exons. The coding region runs from base 610 to 1062 and encodes 150 amino acids. The record is from RefSeq and is a predicted model, not a curated record. NCBI's taxonomy places the organism in Eukaryota, Metazoa, Echinodermata, Echinoidea, Temnopleuroida, Toxopneustidae.